Molecule: messenger RNA, 1520 nt
Organism: Lagenorhynchus albirostris (white-beaked dolphin)
Lineage: Eukaryota; Metazoa; Chordata; Mammalia; Artiodactyla; Delphinidae
Gene: CENATAC
Product: centrosomal AT-AC splicing factor
Exons: 8
Coding region: 37-1407 (456 amino acids)
Source: RefSeq, a predicted model, not a curated record
AGAGGCUGCGCGUCGCGGAUCCCCAGUCCUGGGUAAAUGGCGCCGGCGGAGCGCUGCCCUGUUUGCCGCCAGACCUUCUUCUGCGGCCGCGGACACGUCUACAGUCGCAAGCACCAGCGGCAGCUGAAGGUGGCUUUGGAGCGGCUUCUGCCUCAGGUGGAGGCCGCCCGCAAGGCCGUCCGCGCCGCUCAGGUGGAGCGUUACGUGCCUGAGCACGAGCGGUGCUGCUGGUGCCUGUGCUGCGGCUGUGAGGUGAGGAAACACCUGAGCCACGGAAACCUGACCGUGCUGCAUGGGGGGCUGCUGGAGCAUCUGGCCAGUCCAGAGCACAAGAAAGCAACCAACAGAUUCUGGUGGGAGAACAAGGCUGAGUUCCAGAUGAAAGAGAAGUUUUUGAUCUCCCCCCAGGAUUAUGCACGAUUCAAGAAGUCCAUGGUGAAAAGUCUGGAUUCCUAUGAGGAAAAAGAGGAUGAAGUGAUUAAAGAGAUGGCAGCUCAGAUCCGUGAGGUGGAGCACAGCCGGCAGGAGGUUGUUCGGUCUGUCUUAGAGGUUGGUUUCCCUCGGAGGAGCCAGAGCACCUCAGACAGUGCCAGACCCAGAAGAGGGCUCUUCGGCACCUGGAAGCUGGAAAGGGACAAACAGGUAAGACUGUUAGGAAACCUCUUAUUGGGAGUUCUGACAUCUCUUAGAACAUUCUGUAACUUUGGCUGGGAAAAGGGAACAAAUGUCAUCUUUGCUAUCCUCAUGGCUCAAGGACCUUGUCUGCCAGCCUGGCUCCUGUUUGUCUUUUUCAGCCAAGUAGCCUCCACCUCACAGCAGCCCUCAUAUGUGGACCUGCCACCAGCCCCGGAGCUUGACUGGAUGGAGACAGGACAACCACUGACAUUCAUUGGCCAUCAUCAGGAUACACCAGGAAUUGGUAACAUCCACUCAGGUGCCACACCUCCCUGGAUGGUCCAAGAUGAGGACUGUAGCUCUGGGAACCAACAAAUAGGACCCUCCUAUGAAGAGUUUCUCAAAGAAAGUAAGUUAACUAAUUCAGAAAUGGUGAUGGGUUCUUUAAGUCUUCCUACUCACGUAAAACUGCUUAUUGUAGAGGAAAAACAGAAAUUGAAGAAACUCCCACCAGACAGAGUUGGGGCCAACUUUGAUCAUAACUCCAGUACCGGUGCAGGCUGGCUGCCCUCUUUUGGCCGGGUCUGGAAUAAUGGACGCCGCUGGCAAUCCAGGUAUGGGCCCAGUGUCCGGACCCCAACCCACUCCCCCUUGGAGAUCUCACCCUUCGUCCUGCUAACCCUUCAUUUCCUUUCAGGCAUCAAUUCAAAACUGAAGCCGCAGCAAGAAACAAACAGCAGUCACAUAAAAAGAAAAGUUAAUGGUUUCCUAAUACAUUUUCAACCACCAUAAUGCUCAAAACCAAAUCAACAAGCCGAUACCUACUAUUAUCCUUUGUAACUGCCUUUCUUAGGAAACAGACACGCCCAUUUAUUUGAUUUAAUAAAGUUUUAUUUUUCCAAAUA